Molecule: messenger RNA, 453 nt
Organism: Arachis stenosperma
Lineage: Eukaryota; Viridiplantae; Streptophyta; Magnoliopsida; Fabales; Fabaceae
Exons: 2
Coding region: 1-453 (150 amino acids)
Source: RefSeq, a predicted model, not a curated record
AUGCAAAUGCACUUCCCUGAGGCUAUUAUACCAAUUGCCUUGAUUCAUAACAUGAUGCCAGAUAUUAUAUCCUACGCGAAAGCCAUAAUUCAAACUCGUCCUUCCGGAUUCCUCUAUGAAAGACCUGAUUUUCGUUUGUUCAGUUUGUAUCUGGACAUUAUUAUCCAGAAUCCUAUAUUGUACGUUGAUGACUUGAAUAUCCAGAAUUUGUCAUUGGAAGUUGAUGACUACGGCAACAUGAUCACCGACUUAAUCAUUGAAGAGUCCAUGGAAGAUCCUAAUAAUAUUAAGAUGGUUCCUGCAUCAAAGAAUGCCAUUGAGUCUCUUGAGAAAGUGAAGCUUGAAAAUAAUAACCACCUAGCAGAGAGGUGCACUAUUUGUCUAACUGAAUUUGAUUAUGGUGAUGAUGCAGAACAAGUUUCAUCAAUGCCUUGUAAGCAUUUCAUCAUGUGA